Alternaria rosae is the source of this 1959-nucleotide messenger RNA. Its product is annotated as aspartic peptidase domain-containing protein. Gene Ontology annotation, biological process: proteolysis. The record is from RefSeq and is a predicted model, not a curated record. Gene Ontology annotation, molecular function: aspartic-type endopeptidase activity. The transcript is spliced from 3 exons. The coding region runs from base 99 to 1496 and encodes 465 amino acids. Gene Ontology annotation, cellular component: fungal-type vacuole. NCBI's taxonomy places the organism in Eukaryota, Fungi, Ascomycota, Dothideomycetes, Pleosporales, Pleosporaceae.
CAGGGGGAUGGUUGUAUUGAUUGUUCCUCCCGUUCGCUCUCUCUUCUUCCCAAAGUUUGUCUUACACAUUGAAUCUUGGAUUCACGCCUAACUCAACAAUGCAGACGCGCAAAAACCAACAGGUAGCUUUUGCGGCGGUUGCAUUCCUUUCUGCUUUUGCAUCCAGCUCGCCAGCCCACCCAUUCUCGCGUGGCGAUGCAGCAGCCCUAUCCGAGAUCCAUUCUCGAUCACUCCAAGAGCGUGGUAUACCAGUCGUCGACUCAACGGUUCCCCUCAAACUGCGUUCUGGCGCUGGCAGACAACUUGCGAAACGCCAGAGCGGUGGGCCAUUACGCACGAUCUAUGACGGAGCGCAAUAUGCCAUUGAUGUGACCAUCGGUACGGAGACGCUUCAGGUUUUGAUCGACACUGGAAGCAGCAGUUUUUGGGUACCGAAGGCCGAUUUCGUGUGUGUAGACGUAAACGGCACGCAACAAUCUCAGGCCACUUGCGGAUUCCCAAAGUACGGCCCCAAAAGCUUUUCUGGAAGUCUAAUUCCGGACCAGAACUUCAAUGUGACAUAUGGCGGAGGGGAAUUUGCGACUGGCGUUGUUGGUCUCGAAAACGUCGGCUUUGGAGGUGUGACCGUCAAGAAUCAGAAGAUGUCGUUCGUUAGCAGGACCUUCUGGCAGAGCGCAGGCAAUUUGACUAGUGGGCUUAUGGGCUGGGGACUCGGUGCCACGACCGCCAUCUUUGAGGGCGCAGACCCGUCCCAAGACGGCGGGAAAAAGCCCAUCUUUGUGAAACCAUGGCUACAGACCGCCUAUGAACAGGGCUUGGUGGCAAAGCCCAUCUUCUCGGUCGUACUGGGUAAGAGGGGCAAGAACGAUCCGGACUUGUCAGCUACGGGUUUCCUUACGAUAGGAGGAGCGCCAUCGGCAUCGUCGUUGCCGCUCACGGGUGUAUACGCUACCACGCCAAUCCUUAAGGAGACGUUCGAUCAUUAUCAGCUGGAGAGCGAGUAUGUUCACUAUGUUAUUCGGCCGGACGGGUUUGUGGUCAACGGAAAAUUCAUUGCCUGGGCACCAGGUACCUCCGCAGGCACCCACUAUGGCGACAGUCAAGAAAGAUUCACGAUUCUGGACACCGGUACCGCUUACACCAUGCUCCCGAAAGCCCUUGUAAACACAAUCGCCGCAGCCUUCGACCCUCCAGCUUUCUUCAGUCAGGAUGAUGGGCUUUGGGAGGCUUCGUGCAAUGCGAAGAUACCUUCUGUCGCUAUUCGCAUCAACGGAACGGAUCUUCCCUUCGCCUCAUCAGACGUUCUCGUCGACGGAACUCUAGGGGUAAUCGACGAGCAGAAGCAGAUAUGCAUAGUGGGUUUUAUGGAACCACCUACUCCGCCCUGGGGUGGCGACCUGCCGUAUAUCCUCGGAGCCAACUUCUACAGGAAUGUGCUAGCGGUACACGAUAUUGGGAAUAAGGUAAUGACGCUUGGUGCGCUGAAAUGGGAAUAAUUCCGAAUUUAUUGCAGCGCUUGUAGCAUACACAAGAUUACAUGUUGAUAGAAAACACAUUCGUACUUAUUAGGUACGGCAAUACCGUAGCUCUAUAGUGUUCUGUCACGUUCAUUUGCGCAAUAUUUUUCCUCUUUGCGCGUUACAAUUACGGCCAACGGUCACGAAAUGGUUGCUCGGAGUCACGCCCUUGGAAAAACCACUGCGCAGAUAGGUCUUAUAGCCGGGUAUCGACCUUGUGAAGGCGGAGGGGCAAGGCUUCAAACGGUUGAGCUCAUGGGGCGCACGGGGCUAACGCAGGCACUUCAGGCGGGCAGCCGUGGGCGCCGGCUAUUGCCUAGCCUCCCUGCAUAGCCCUAGCUGACUGCGGUCAUUACCGCCCCCCGCACCAUAAAGCGACAACCACGUUGGAUGUCAUCUCCUGUUCUUCUUCACACAACAUCAGUUUCAUCGCUAAUCUGUC